Messenger RNA from Drosophila innubila, 3013 nucleotides. Its product is annotated as S1 RNA-binding domain-containing protein 1. The record is from RefSeq and is a predicted model, not a curated record. The coding region runs from base 50 to 2752 and encodes 900 amino acids. NCBI's taxonomy places the organism in Eukaryota, Metazoa, Arthropoda, Insecta, Diptera, Drosophilidae. Gene Ontology annotation, molecular function: structural constituent of ribosome; mRNA binding. The transcript is spliced from 11 exons. Gene Ontology annotation, biological process: nucleobase-containing compound metabolic process; translation.
CUCGCAUGUUUAUUUAAUUAUUAAACAAGUCCGAACUGUAGCUCAAAUAAUGUCAACACGACCGCGUCGUCUGGCGGCUAAAAAGGCACCAAUCGUUAUUGAGUUGUCCGACUCUGAGAGCGAGACCAUUGCAUCAAAAGGCAAUGAUGAAUAUAUGCCAACAGAGACCCGCAGUCGAAUUGUAGAUCGUGCAGGAAGAACUGCAGCAUCCGGCGUCACUGCAUCAAGGAAGCGUUGGCCGGAUCCCAAAACCAGCAGCAGCUCAGGUGACGCGCCAGCUGCAAAAAAAAGGCGCGCAAAAAAGGACAAAGAGAAUGAGUCGAAUCCAAGCAAUGGCGUGACAGAGUCAGAGAUUGCGCCUCCUUUGUCGACUCCACCAGAAGUAGACGGAGCCGCUCAUAGUUCAAUACCAGUAUCAUCCAAUACGACAACUGGACGCAGCUCAUUCUGGGAGCGACGUAAGGUGUGGAACAUCCACGAACUUCUGGCCGAGACAGAGCACAUUCAGCCCACGGCAGCUCGCAACAUUGUGCAGCUGUUUGAGAAUGAAAACACCAUUCCAUUUAUUUGCCGAUAUCGUCGCGAUUUGGUGGACCAUAUAACCCCGGAUCGAUUGCGUGACAUACGCAACACAUACACGGAAAUUGUAGAUCUGCGCAAAAAAGCCGAGAACAUUGUGAAUACGCUGGAGCGAGAGAAUGUGCUCAACACGGAAAUACGUGAAGAGCUGAUGUGUGCCAAGACGAACGAGGAACUCGAGUUUCUUUAUGCUCCAUACAAACCGGCUAGCAAGGGCACGUUGGCGGAGCGGGCCAAGGCUUUGGGUCUGCAACAGUAUGCGGAUUGCCUUCUAUACGGCACAGCACCGAGAGUCGAGCUGUCCUCAAUUGUUGACCCAAGCAACACGGAUUUGGCCACAGAGGAACUGGUUUUGACGGGCAUCUGUAACAUUAUUAUACACAACAUAAGCAAGAAUACCAGUGUGCUGGAAGAACUGCGACGCUUACAAAACGUGCAUCGCAUCAUGCUGAAAUGUAGCAAGACCAAGAGCACGACCUCCUCGAAAACAACAACAAGCAAAUCAGCUGCUGCCAACGGAAUUAAUGACAAAAAACUGGACAGUUCCAAGUUUGAGAACUACUUUAAUUUUCUAGCUGAUGUUAAAACAACAAAACCCCAUCAGACGCUGGCAAUUAAUCGAGGCGAGAAGCACAAGUUUCUCACCGUCAAAGUAGAGACCAACAAUUAUUUAAAGAAUGAUCUAACACGGUUCAUAUCGGAUCAGUAUAUGUCCGAAGGACUGAUGUAUCCUCUACGCAGAGAUGUGUUCACUCGUUCCCUGGAAGAAUGCUUUACGAAGAAAUUACAUCCGCUGCUUUGUCGACAAGUGCGAGCCGAGCUUAAGGAAAAGGCAACGCGCGCAUCUAUUGAAGUGUUUGGCAAAAAUCUGAAACAACUUUUAUUGAUGUCACCGCUAAAAGGCGAACGAAUUCUUGGCAUUGAUCCUGGCUAUACAAAUGGCUGUAAACUGGCUCUUAUAUCAGAGACAGCCGACGUCUUAGAAACAGGAGUCAUUUAUCCACACGGUCGACAGGCCAAUAAAAGAGGAGCCGAGCAGAAGCUUGUUGAGCUGCUCAGUAAAUUCAACUGUCGCAUCAUUGCUCUGGGCAAUGGCACCGCCUGUCGCGACACUGAGAUGUGGCUGUCAUCGCUCUUCCAGGCGGGCAUCCUCGACGCUCGGAGCAUUCGUUACAGCAUUGUGAAUGAGAAUGGCGCCUCGAUUUACUCCUGCAGCGAUGUUGCCACCAAGGAGUUUCCCAAAAUGGACAGAAACGAGAUUAGUGCAGUGUCUAUUGCACGCCGGCUAAAUGAUCCGUUGAGUGAAUACGUCAAGAUUGAGCCACGUCACUUGGGAGUGGGCAUGUAUCAGCAUGAUGUGAAUGAGAAGACGCUUACGGAAACCCUAAAUGAUGUUGUCUCCGAAUGUGUGAGCUAUGUUGGCGUUGAUUUAAAUACAGCCAGUUUGAGCGUACUUAAACACAUUGCAGGUCUUUCCGAGAAGAAGGCCGAAAAGAUCAUUGAGCAUCGAACACAAAAAGGUCCGUUUCAGUCGCGCAAGGAUCUGUUGUCCGUGCGCAGCAUUGGAGAGAAGACUUAUGUACAGUGUGCAGGCUUCGUUCGCAUCGAACCCCUCAGCAUGGGCGGGAAGGUAAAGAAUCCGCUUGACUGCACUUGGGUGCAUCCAGAAAGCUACAAACUGGCCGAAGCUGUCAUUCAGAAAUGUGACUUGAAACUCUCGGACAUUGGCAAGGCCGUUUUUAUGCAGCGCAUCAAAGAGUUUGGCAUGGCUCAGAAUAAUCUCGAGCAGCUCGCUGAGCAGCACAAGCUGCAUAUGGAACGGGUUAAAUUUGUGCUGGUUGCACUGCAGCGUGAACUAUUACAAGAUUACCGAGCGGACUUGGAUAAACGUCCGCUUUUCAAGCAAGGACUGACGAGGCUGGACGAACUGAGUAUUGGCGAUGUCGUCACCGGUGCGGUCACUAAUGUUACCCAUUUUGGUGCCUUUGUGGACAUCGGCGUGGAACGAGAUGGUCUCAUACAUAAAAGCCAUAUGAACAAUUGUGAGCUGAGCAUUGGAGAUCGUAUUAUCGCCUCUGUGCUCAAGGUUGAUAUGCAGCGAAGACAGUUGGGACUCCGCUUGGAGAACAUGUUGGAGGAAACAGACACAUCCUUUACUUUAAAGACGGAGUAAAACACACAAAACACACAUUUGUAAAGUUUUUUUUGGAAGUUUUUAAUUUUUGUCAUGAUUUUUCAUUGUUCAUUAAUUGUUUGCUGAUCACUUAGCCACAUAUUAUUAAUUGUAUGUAUGUAUAUGCAUAUAUAAUAUAUAAAAUGCACUGAAAGCUUAUCAAUUUAAUGUUAAAUUGUCUCAUAUCAAGCGUGUCCCCCUCAUUAAUUAGUGAUGCAAUCAAAUAUAUCAAUAGUUUUGGGCUAUUUCUCUUAUAAGCAA